CGAGGCUCUAGGCGGCUAGUCUGCAGCCUGUGGCUUAGCGACCUAUUUUUACCACGCCCAGCCUUCCGCCGUUCUCCAUCCUUUAUCUGUCUUCUUUUGUGUCUGCCUGUUAGUUUCUCUUGCAUCGUACUUUAUAUAGACUUUAGCCUGCUUGAUAAUAUCAUUAUUGGAGUUGUUUCAUGUCCGGCGCCACUGGUUGUAAAUAUAGCAUGGUAGGAGAAGUGUUUCAUCAGGCUGCACAACCAGUGGCAACGUGUCUGUACCUGAGUAGUUCAAACUCUUACCUUGAUAUUACCAUCUACUUAGCUUUAUGCCUACAUCUACAUCUACAUCUACAUCUCCAUCUAUAUAAUUUCUAUAUUAUAUCUAUAUCUAUAUCGUGUCCAUGUCUUCAUCACGUGAGUCUGUUUCCCUUUCGCCCCUUUGGGACUAGCGCGGCCUCCGAAUCAGCGACUUCGAAAACCGCAAAAGAAACGCCAAAAAAACGACGACGACGACGACGCAGCAAAAGAACUACAUCCUCGUCCUCGACCUCCUCCAGCGUCACCGCAGCUCCCUGUCCGGCUGCUGCUGGCCGAUCCACGCGUCUCUGCCGCUCCCGUCGCUCGCUCGCACCGGCCUGGAGGACCACAAGUAGUCGCUUCGGGCUAACUAUCGGUCUGCAUGCCAAGCAGUGUCGCCGGCUGGUCAGUUAUCCCUGGGGCAUCAAAAAGCAACUACAUACACCACCACACGCCAGCGGCAUAGCGCACUACUUGCAACCUAACUGCUGCUGCUGCUGCUGCUGCUCCUGACAUCACCAGCCCCGGCACGCCAGUGACAGCCAGCGACGGAAAAACGCAGGCUCUUCUGCAAGGUUUUUUUCUGUAUGGCUCGAUAGGAACUGCUGCAACGCCCGCCUACGCCUCUUUACCCGCCCUCUUCCCUCGCUGCCAUUGUCUCUCCUUUCAGCAGCGUCUGGCUCCGGGGCGGAAUCUAAUAACGAAUUUAAUGAAAAAAAAAGGGAACCCCCCAGAGAAAGACACUCUGCCCUGUCCAGCUCGCUCUUACACACACUCGUUCAUUUUACCUCGCUCUACUCUA
Messenger RNA from Trichophyton rubrum CBS 118892, 1083 nucleotides. RefSeq lists its product as uncharacterized. The coding region runs from base 180 to 794 and encodes 204 amino acids. NCBI's taxonomy places the organism in Eukaryota, Fungi, Ascomycota, Eurotiomycetes, Onygenales, Arthrodermataceae. The transcript has 3 exons. The record is from RefSeq and is a predicted model, not a curated record.